Microbotryum saponariae is the source of this 1962-nucleotide messenger RNA. NCBI's taxonomy places the organism in Eukaryota, Fungi, Basidiomycota, Microbotryomycetes, Microbotryales, Microbotryaceae. The record is from the annotation of a GenBank genome assembly.
AUGACCACACCACUCCAACGCUCCAAGAAACCCCUCGGACACAACACCCACAUCUCAACAGUCUCAAUCCCCUCCAAGAAGCGCUCAAUGUCCCCUACCAAACGCGCCAACCUAACCGGCAACAUCGACGACCUCCUCGCCGCGACCCAUCUCGAUGGCGCAGGAGGAGGAGGGGAAUCCAAGAGUCGUCGUAGCUCACCUGUGAAGAGUUCUUCUUCGCUUGCUGCGGGUGGUGGAAUUGGGAGGUCCGGGGUGGUCAGUCAUGAUUGGCAGGGGCCGGCGGCGUCGAGUUCGGCGCAUGGCCCGAACGGCGAUCCGAGGAGAAGUCCGUCCAAGAAGUCCAGGAAUGUGAGCAGGGAAUUCGAACUCGAAGUUCUGUCGCAACGCCUCGCAGUAGCUCAUCAAACUCUGUACUCUUCUCAGCUGGACCGCUACAUCCCCUCACGCACGAAUUCUUCGACGGGCAACGGCGACCACACGGGCGCGAUCCUGCUCCCGAACGGAACCGCGUCGGCCAACAACACGGGCAACUACACCAACCUGAUCGCCGACAACAACGACACGGCCGAGUUAUCGUCGACGCUCGGAAUCGAUUCUUCCAGAAGGAUUCUUUCCUUUUUCGCUGAGCCCCCGAUGCCGCAGACGGAUACGAUGGGCUUGUUGGCGAAUUUUGCUCGUCUACCCAACAAGGGCUCCGCGGCUUCCUCGACCUCCUCUGCGAAUGCGCAGACGCGUCGACGCAUCGCCACUGCCCCCGAAAGGGUCCUCGAUGCCCCUGGCCUCGUCGAUGAUUACUACCUCAACUUGCUCGAUUGGAGCGUCACCAACCUCGUCGCGAUCGGGUUGGGCGAAAGCGUGUACGUGUGGAAUGCCGAAUCGGGGGAAGUCAACCUCCUUUGUUCGGUCGGGAAUGCGAACGAAGGCGUUCUGGACGAAGGGGACGAAUACAUCUGUUCGGUCAAAUUCACCGAAGAUGGCACCCAUCUCGCCGUAGGACUGUCAUCAGGUCCGAUUCAAGUUUACGAUGUCCAAGCGGGGAUGUUGGUUCGGACCAUGUCGGGCCACUUGUCCCGCGUUCCAAGUUUGAGUUGGUCAGGAGCGAUCCUGAGUAGCGGGUGUCGGACGGGGGAGAUCUGGAAUUCGGACGUUAGGGUGGGCAAUCAUUGCGUGGCGCAGAUGAGGGGGCAUCGAGGGGAGGUCUGUGGGUUGGAAUGGAGGCCUGAGAUUGCGGGGGGGUUGAGUGGGGGUGGACAAGGGGUGAGCUGUGGUGACCUUCGUUCUCCGUGAAGGGUCACUCAUCGUCUAUGAUGUCUUGUUUGCAGCUCCUCGCGUCCGGCGGAAACGACAACGUUGUCAACGUCUGGGACGGUCGCAUGACCUCGGCCCCAAAAAUGUUCAAGACCAAUCACACCGCGGCUGUCAAGGCACGUUCACUUCAUCAAUGGAAUGUCUUAUCUCCCCAUGCAUAUACUGAUGCGAACUACUUUCAACUUCACCCAGGCUCUAGCAUGGUGCCCUUGGAAUUCUUCAAUCCUCGCCUCAGGCGGAGGUUCGUCGGAUCGUACGAUCCACUUCUGGAACACGGCGUCGGGAGCGCGUCUCAAUUCGCUCGUCACCCCUUCCCAAGUCACCUCCCUCGUAUUCUCCCCCCACUCAAGGGAGAUCAUGUCCUCCCACGGGAUCCCCGAUCAUCAACUCUCGAUCUGGGCCUACCCCAGUCUGACCAAAGUCAGUGAUAUCCCGCAAGCGCACGAAACGAGGAUCUUGCAUUCGUGCUUGAGUCCCGAUGGAACGACGGUCGCGACGGCCAGUUCGGACGAGAACCUCAAAUUCUGGAAGGUGUUCGAUGUGAGAAGGGGGGUCGGGAAAGAGGGGGGUGGAGGCAGGUCUUUGAGCGGUAAGGAUUUGGAGGAUGAUCAUGGUAUUCAGAGGAAGGGGAAGACGGGCAUUUCGGUGAGGUAG